This is a messenger RNA of Paraphaeosphaeria sporulosa, 1790 nucleotides long. Its product is annotated as glutamyl-tRNA amidotransferase. Gene Ontology annotation, biological process: glutaminyl-tRNAGln biosynthesis via transamidation; mitochondrial translation. Gene Ontology annotation, molecular function: glutaminyl-tRNA synthase (glutamine-hydrolyzing) activity. Gene Ontology annotation, cellular component: glutamyl-tRNA(Gln) amidotransferase complex; mitochondrion. The record is from RefSeq and is a predicted model, not a curated record. The transcript has a single exon. NCBI's taxonomy places the organism in Eukaryota, Fungi, Ascomycota, Dothideomycetes, Pleosporales, Didymosphaeriaceae. Bases 22 to 1485 code for a protein of 487 amino acids.
CUGCCAUGUUACCCACCCUCAAUGUCCCUCCUUAGACAUGCUCAGCGACAAAUCGACAGCUUAGGACGAUACAGCCAUCUCAAUGCCUUUGUCAACGUCGCCAACCUCGAAACAGUCCUUGCUCGCGUCGCGACAGCGGCCGGCCCUUCGCCGACCGACAAUGUAGAUCCUCGCAGCCCAAACGGCAGGCUCGUCGCUAUCAAGGACAAUAUAUGUACAACCGAUAUACCUACCACGGCUGCAUCCGGGAUAUUGAAGAAGUUCAACAGUCCGCACGAUGCGACUGUGGUGAGGCAACUGCGCGAGGCAGGUGCGAUCGUGCUGGGAAAGACGAACAUGGAUGAGUUUGGCAUGGGGUCGCACACCACACACUCGCAUUUUGGAGCGACAAAAUCCCAGUGUGAUGGCGUGGAGCGCAGCGCUGGAGGCAGCUCAGGCGGAAGCGCUGUGGCGGUCGCGACGGGGCAAUGCUGGGCGGCAUUGGGAACCGACACAGGCGGCUCUGUCAGGUUACCCGCUGCCUAUACUGGGACCGUCGGAUUCAAGCCGAGCUAUGGGCUGCUCAGUCGAUGGGGAGUGAUCGCAUAUGCAAACUCCCUGGACACGGUCGGUAUACUUGGCACCGACGUGGACAGCGUGGAAGGCAUUUUUGAUAUCACGAAUGCAUACGACCGUCAAGAUCCUACGUCUUUGGACCCUACAACACGUUCUGGCCUCCCAGUUGAGGAGCCAGCGCCAUCAAAAACGUUGAAGGUCGGAGUGCCGAUAGAUUAUAACAUCUCAUCUCUCGACCCUGCCGUGCGGAAGGCAUGGUUGCGUUCCCUCCAGCUCCUACAAAAGCGCGGCCACACACUACACAAAGUACAUCUGCCCGCGACUCAGCACGCGCUCUCCGCAUACUACGUUCUCGCACCCGCGGAAGCAUCGAGUAAUCUGGCCAAGUAUGACGGCGUUCGCUACGGAUCCCGAGCAGAAGGCAAAGAUGGCACACCGGAGAGUGUACUGUUUGCAAAGACGCGGGGAGAAGGGUUUGGUCCCGAAGUCCAGCGGAGGAUUCUUCUGGGAGCAUUCUCGCUGAGUGCGCAGGCUAUUGACAACUACUUCAUCCAGGCCCAGAAGGUGAGGAGGCUAGUGCAGCAGGACUUUGACAAGGCAUUCGCUACGCCGAAUUGCUUGAACAGCUUAGAGUACGGCAAGAAAGCAGAUGGCGUGGACGUCCUCUUGUGUCCCACGGCCCCAACGCUAGCGCCGAAAUUCUCCGAGAUUAAGGACCAGAAGCCGUUGCAUGCGUACAUGAACGACGUCUUUACGGUGCCUGCCAGUCUGGCUGGCCUUCCAGCAAUCAGUGUACCGAUUCAAGUCGACAAAGCUACCAAAAGCGAAAGUGCAGGAGCCGCCGGGAUGCAGAUCAUAGGGCAGUAUGGCGACGAUAAACUGGUUCUUGCUGUGGCCCGACAGCUUCUGGAAGCUGCCAAAGCCGGCUGAUUAGACUGUCUGUACAAGAGUACCGAAUAGAUACCCAUGCAAAGAUCACAUCCCAUUUCUUCCCCCCCCCGGACAAGUGACCAGCAAUCAAGUCCGCACUUGAGAUGACAGAAAGUUCGAAGUUCGAGAGACGCAGGAUUAGCUCUCGUAAGCAGCCUUUCCAGCACAAUUCCUAAGUGGGACGUCGCGACAGUGCAAGCAUACAAAACGACGGUUUCAAUUGAAGCACUACGUAACCCCGUGCCAGGCACGCCGCUUUUUCUCCUCCGCCAUGCCCCCGCCUUCCUCCAGAAUUCUCCUAAGCU